GGAUUUUAUUUAUAAAGAAAAAAGGAAAAAUGAUCUUAAUCGUACGGCCAGAACUCAUCCAUUUACUACGCCGCCCGGAUCAAUUGAUCUGUCCUCGCUCGUCGUCAUGGUCUGGCGGAUCUUUUCCAAUUUCCGGCUCCGGCAGAUCUCUCUUGCAGUCGCUUUACCUUCUUCCGCUUAUCCUUUUCCCAAUUCAGGGUCCGAAUGCUACUGACCCACUCAGGUGAUACCGCCUGGGAUUCAGUUUCUUCCUGCUGAUUAAAUCUACAGUUACCAAGUUAACUAUUUGCUACAGAAUUGUCCAUUGUAUCUCCAUUUAUGGGUACUGAGGAUUUCAUUGGACUGCCAGCUUCUGGUGAUUCUGGUAAUGAUGACGAGAGUAAUGAGUCUCUUAGCUGUAAUGAAAGAAGAGAAGCUUAUUCUCAAUCAAGUAUUUUGAAGUGCAAGGACGAUGAUGCAAGCAUAAAGAGGGUUGAGCUUGAGGAUGGACAGUUUGAAGAUACGCAUUGCAUACCUCAAUCUGACCUUAAUGAUGAAACACAACGUUCUGAUUCGGAUAUGGAAAUUGAGGAUUUGAAUAACCUCCCAGAUUUUAGUAAUACUAGAAGUAGAAAUGGGAAUAAUACAAUACGGACUGAAGCAGAAUACCUGUCAGUCAACUCUGCAGAUGAGAGCAUACAACCAAGCAGAGAGCUCUUGCAGCAGAAUGAACUUCGUCAGAGAUAUGGAGAUGUUUAUGAUGCUGAAAGUAGAAAUUUUGAAAAGGAUUUGGUUGGUAAUUCAUCCUUCUUGAAAACUGGUGGUCAAUUGUCUGUAACCAACAGAGUUUCAAUUGAGUUGAAUGGAUUUAACUCUGGAGUGCCCGUUGAGAAUGGUUUGUCUCCAUCCCAUCUUGGAGGCCCCAGUAAGAUUCACAGGAGUGGUGGUACAAUAUCAGGUGUGAAAAGACCAAGGACAGCAAUGGAUGAGCAACAGCCUUCAGUGCACAUCGUGUAUAAUUCUUUAACAAGAGCUAGUAAACAAAAGCUCGAGGAAUUAUUAAAGCAGUGGUCUGAGUGGCAUGCUCAACAAGGUUUUCUAUGCCAAGAUGAUAAAGAAUCUGAAAAUCUAGAAUCUGGAGAAGAGACAUUUUUUCCUGCUCUAUUUGUUGGCACAAAGAAGAUUUCAUCCGUGACUUUCUGGAUUGACAACAAAAAAAGUGAACAGCAGCAAAGUUUUAUUCCUUUAGACGAUAAUUCUGUGCCACUAUAUGAUCGGGGAUUCACUUUAGGACUGACUUCAGCCAAUGAUUCGAGUAAUACGGAAGGAGGUCAGAAGAUAAUUGAUGAUGCUAGCCGAUGUUUCAAUUGUGGUUCUUACAAUCAUUCCUUAAAGGAUUGCCGGAAACCUAGAGAUAAUGCUGCAGUUAAUAAUGCCCGCAAUAAGUCUAAAAAACAUUAUAGUUCUGGCUCACGCAAUUCAACCCGAUAUUAUCAGAAUUCACGCGGUGGGAAGUAUGAUGAUUUGAGGCCAGGAGCUCUUGAUGCUGAAACACGGCAAUUGUUAGGUCUCAAGGAACUUGAUCCGCCCCCUUGGCUUAACAGAAUGAGAGAGCUGGGAUACCCACCGGGAUAUCUAGAUCCGGAAAAUGAGGAUCAGCCGUCAGGGAUUACAAUAUUUGCUGAUGAGGAAACAGACGAAAAGGAAGAUGGGGAAAUUACUGAGACAGAGUAUAGUAACCCACGAAAGAAGAUGAGUGUUGAAUUUCCUGGCAUAAAUGCUCCAAUCCCAGAAAAUGCAGAUGAAAGACUUUGGGCUGCUGAACCUUCAAGUUCAGGUCUUCCUAGAAACUGGUCGAACCAGCGCUUGAACCAUCAUACAGAUUAUGAUGGGAGGGGGAAUGAUCACUCUCAACCACGAUGGUCCCGGGAUUACAGAGACGACGGACCUCCAGGCGUUGACUCGGUAAAAAGUCCUCCCAUGUCGUUCACUCCGAGGUAUGGUGGUCAAGAUUUUAGUUACGACUCCCAAAGUUCAAGGGGUACGUCAAGGACCCCAAAUUUGGGGAGGGUCCACUCAGAUAGAGGUAGAAGAAGCCCAGUGCAUGACGACGAUUACUCGAGAUAUGGCUCUCAGAGUUCUCCGCUGUUUUCACCACCAAGAAGACGCUGAUAUUUGGAGAUUAAUAGCCAGGCUUUGUAGAAAUAAAUACCUUCUGAAGGAAUUGAGGCUGUGAAGUGAAAUAGGUUUGACAUCCUUAUUUCAAAGCUGGUGAAGAUCAGGUGACUUGAAUUUGAAAGAAUUAUUUGUGGAAAUAAACUAGAGAUAGAGAGCCUGUAUAGAAGAAUCAUAUAUGGGUGAGUCUUUGAAAUCAGUUGCUGAAUUUUUGACUUUCUGCUGUAUAUGGGUUAUUCACUUGUACUGAUUUCUCAUGCUCCAUACUAGCUUAGCUGCAAUGGAUUCUUGGGCUACCUUCAGAUCUUCCUGCUCCCCAUGGAUAUGAGCUUCAGUUUCUAAUCUCCCAUUUUUCAACCACUCCUCAGAGCCGAGCUUCACCCAGCCCGCAUUUCCUUUUCUUGAAGGGGGCCAAAGUGGUUCGGGGGCAUCAGCGAUCAGAAGGGGUUUCUUUCGUCUGAUAGAGAAGUGACUAUUAAAAGGUUUGAAAAGAGGAGCAUGAAGGAGCGAAGCAAGCUGUGAGACCCAUAGGUAAUCUCAGCCGUAUCUUCUCCGCCUCGAGAUUCCUCUCCUUGGAUUUCAUAGGCCAUUCUCUUUGUUCAAAGCUUUGAACUUUGCAUCAUAAUUUGCCUCUUUCUCCUUCAACUUCUCCAUUCUCUUUUCCAGAGCCUGCUCUGUUUUAUAACAACCUUUUAUGCCAUGUGCUUGAUUUCAGCUUCCUUUUAUCUACUUCAGACACUUCGUUUUCCAACUCUU
Molecule: messenger RNA, 2910 nt
Organism: Cucurbita moschata (crookneck pumpkin)
Lineage: Eukaryota; Viridiplantae; Streptophyta; Magnoliopsida; Cucurbitales; Cucurbitaceae
Exons: 9
Coding region: 319-2151 (610 amino acids)
Cellular component (GO): catalytic step 2 spliceosome
Molecular function (GO): RNA binding; zinc ion binding
Source: RefSeq, a predicted model, not a curated record